Molecule: messenger RNA, 501 nt
Organism: Spodoptera littoralis (African cotton leafworm)
Lineage: Eukaryota; Metazoa; Arthropoda; Insecta; Lepidoptera; Noctuidae
Source: the annotation of a GenBank genome assembly
AUGAGAACGUUAAAAGAUCAUUUGGCAGUUAUUGCUCAAAAUCAAUCUAGGGUCUGGAUUACAAAAUUAGAAUUACAAUGUACUAUAAAUAGUACAAAAAGUAAGGCAACUGGCUUUUCUCCACUAGAGCUCCUGAUAGGUAAACUAGGGUCUGUCCCAGCUGUUGAACGGAUGUGCGUUCUGUCUAAUCCAAUUGAUAGAGACACUAUCCGUGCAUAUGCUGUUAUCAGAAUGACCGAACAGUCAUCAAAAAACAAAGAACGUUUCGAUUCCAAGUGUGCUAAACUAAAACUAUUGCAACCAGGAGACUUUGUAGUUUAUAAAGACGCACAACGGUCUAGUAACAAAUUAGAUCCAAAAUAUUUAGGGCCUUAUCAAAUUGUUAAAACUUUAGAUAAUGACCGAUACGAACUACGCAGUCUCAGUCCUGGUCAAAAAAAAAACCGUAAUAUCUCACGAAUUACAUAUUCGUGGCUUGUACCACAGCAAUAUGCUGAAUGA